Messenger RNA from Punica granatum (pomegranate), 1811 nucleotides. NCBI's taxonomy places the organism in Eukaryota, Viridiplantae, Streptophyta, Magnoliopsida, Myrtales, Lythraceae. The record is from RefSeq and is a predicted model, not a curated record.
CCUUCUUCUCCAAGUCCCCUUCCACUCCAUUCCGCAGUCCUUCUCACUUUCACUCCCUCCUCCAUUAAACCUCCAAAUCCAAACCUCUCUUCUCUCCCUUUUGACUUCAUCUCCCUCCCUCUCUGUCUCUUUCUGUCUGUGUCUGCUGAAGCGGGGGAGACAGUGAGGGGUUGUUAAUGUUAAUGGAGAGGCAGAAGAGUUUCACUGUCAAAUCCACGAGCUUCGUGGCCCUCUCCCUUGCCAUCUCCUCCUCCCUCGUCUUCUUCACCGUCUUCUCCCUCUGGGCCCUCAGUUCCACCCCUCUGGUUCCACCCGAGAUCAACCUCCGCUUCAACUCAACCCCCAUUGCUCCUGUGUCGUCCCCAAACCCCAUUGUCACUCCCCACUUCACCACCCGCAACAUCUCGUCCAAAACUCCGUUUUUGAUCGACACCCACAUCACCAAACCCGACAACACUUCCGGGUCUUCGUCCGCCCAGGGCGCCGUUCGGAGGAAUCAGGUCCUCAGUGGUAAGCCGCGGAGUGCUGUCCCCGAGAUCAAGAAGCCCUCCGAUGAAAUUGGAGCUUUGAAUGGGCAGAAGGGGGAUGAGGGUGAUGGGAUUAGCCUGAGACACUGUGAUUUGGGUAAGGGGAGGUGGGUGUAUGAUGAGAGCUACCCAUUGUACACGAACUGGUCCUGUCCAUUCAUCGAUGAAGGGUUCAACUGUGGAGGGAAUGGAAGGCCUGAUGUUGGCUACAUGAAGUGGAGGUGGCAACCUCAUGACUGUCGAAUCCCAAGGUUCAAUGCGACAGAAAUGCUGGAGCUGAUCAGAGGGAAGAGGCUUGUCUUCGUCGGGGAUUCUAUAAACAGGAACCAGUGGGAGUCAAUGAUGUGUAUGUUGAUCGGAGCCGUUAAGGAUCCAAAGAAGGUUUAUGAGACCCAUCGGAGGAGGAUUACUAAGGAGAACGGCAAUUAUUGCUUCAGAUUUGUGGAUUAUCAGUGUACAGUUGAAUACUAUGUGACCCAUUUCUUGGUUCAUGAGAGCAAGGCGAGAGUUGGGCAGAAGCGUGUCCCAACCCUCCGGAUCGAUGCUAUCGACCGGGGUUCGUCUCGGUGGAGAGGAGCGGAUAUUUUGGUCUUCAACACUGCCCAUUGGUGGUCCCAUUACAAGACCAAAGCUGGGGUUAACUACUACCAGGAAGGAAACCAGGUUCAUCCCAAGCUAGAUGUCUCCACGGCUUUUCGCAAAGCCUUGACGACUUGGGCUUCUUGGGUCGAUAAACGCAUAAAUCCACGCAAAACCCGAGUUUUCUUCAGGAGUUCGGCCCCUUCUCAUUUCAGCGGAGGUGAGUGGAACUCAGGCGGACAUUGCAGAGAAGCGAAGCUACCUCUCAACAGCACUUCAAGUUCAGGCUACACUUUCGAGAAGAAUUCAAUCGUGGAAGAGGUCGUAAAGAGUAUGAGAACUCCGGUAACUUUCCUGAACAUUACCGGGCUAUCAAGUUACAGGAUCGAUGCUCACCCUUCUGCCUUUGGGGGAAGAUCAAGAAAGGGCCGAUCUUCGGGCAUUGAAGAUUGCAGCCACUGGUGCCUUCCUGGAGUCCCUGACACAUGGAACGAGCUCCUAUAUAUUCAUUUGCAGAGACAUCGUAACUACCAGUAACUACCAGCAAGAAAUGGCUUGAUUCUUCACAAUCUUUUGUACAUUCAUUUGAUUCUUUCUUACGAUUUGAUUCAAUCUCUGUGGAGCUCAAAAUGUACAGAAUUCCUUCUGAGUUUUUGCAUCAAAACAGAGUCAACAUCUAUUGAUCCUUCCUGCUGUUUGGCGUGA